Molecule: messenger RNA, 612 nt
Organism: Rotaria sp. Silwood1
Lineage: Eukaryota; Metazoa; Rotifera; Eurotatoria; Philodinida; Philodinidae
Source: the annotation of a GenBank genome assembly
AUGGCAUCUGUGGUCUCACCAGUUUCACGCCGUGUUCAUUAUCAAUCUCAAAUAUAUAAUGGUUCACUAUCACUAAAUCAAAGUUUUUCAAUAGCUGAACCAUCAAAUUUAAACGAAUCUUUCUCUUCAACAUCCACAUUCUUCAAUCCAUUGAUCACAGUCAUCUAUUCAACUUCAUCAUUAUCAAAAGAAAAUCAACAGCUACUUCUGAAUAGUUAUGCUUCAUGUCAUCGUUUAUUAGAUCAUAUAAAACCAAUGGUUGGUGUCCAACAAGAUGAAGUAAUUGAUCUUAUGGAUAAUGAAGGAAAAUUAAAAGAAUUACAUGCACACGGUGAUGAAUAUGCUUCACAAUAUCUUACUGGAAGAAGUACAUACUACGUACUUAAAGUUGAAAAUGACAUAGCAGCAGGUGAAAAACGUUAUAUACCAAAUUUUAAUCUUGAUCAAAUUGAUCAAAAAAUAUAUACAAUAUUAACAACUUCAUUAAAUUCAUUAAAUAAAUCAGCAAAUAAAACAAAACGUACUACUGGAGCAUCAAAACAAAAUACACCAUCUCAAGCAUCAUCGAAUGCAACACAAUCAAAAACGAAACGAACAUCAAAUCGAAAAUAA